AAGGGCCACCAACUAAAAAUUUUCCUCUAAUUUCCAUUAUUAAUUUUCGAAAAUAAUGUCUGAGCCCUCCGCCACCACUCAGCUACCCGGCGACCCACAACCAACAAAUGAACCCGUUGACCCGCGAACCCACCCAAUCCUCCUCAUCGAUCCCCUCAACCACUGCUGCGCCAACCACAACUGCAAUCCCUUCGCCGCCGAUCCUCUUGAUUCCCGGAGCACCUCCGAUCGCAAUUGGUUCUCCGAUGCCGCCUCCGAUUCUGACCAUGACGUCAGCUGCUUGGUCACCGAUCUUUUCGACCGCAGCAGCUCGGAGCAGCAGCGCAAUACCAACUGCGUUGUCGAUUCGGGUUCGCGGUCGGAUCCGUUUGCGACCGAAUUGGAAAUUGGGGGUGUUGAGGACGGCGACGAAACGGAGUCGAAUUUAGGGUUUGGGUCAAACUCUAUGGGAUCGGUUUCUGAAUUGGGGGAGUUUAUAGGUCUACAAGGAGCUGAUUCGCGAGCUGGUGGGCUUCGGAUUGUUGGGUUGGAGUUGGAAUCGGAUUCGGAUUCGGGUACAAUCGAUGACAUAGAAAGUGAUCGGAUCACCGAUUCCGGUAUCCAGUCAAUUUGGGAUAACCUUUUCUUGAUGGAGCAGAGGAAUAUGCUUGACAGUUCUGAAUCGACCGAGAGUAAUCCGGUCGACGGCGGAGUGGAGGAGCUAUCAGUGGUCUCUGGGUUUUUCACCGCGGAAGAAGAGGCUCCCGAAGGAGCAGCACGAAGCCUGGAGUGGGAAAUAGUCAACAAUUUUCGGAGGUUCGCCGAUGAUGACGAUCUUGACUUAGAGACUGCAGAGUACAUCAACACGAUUUUCGGGCAAUUCGUGGAGAAUGCCAAUGCCAUGAAUGGCCGUCCUCCGGCAGCUUUAAGCGUGGUCAAGGAUCUUCCAUUGGUAGAGUUUACAGUCGAAGAAUUGAAGAAAAAAGAAGUGGUUUGUCCUGUUUGUAAAGACAGCAUUUUGGUGGAGGAUAAAGUCAGAAGCUUGCCCUGUUGCCAUUACUACCAUCAUGAUUGCAUUGUGCCGUGGUUGGGCAUUCGGAAUACAUGCCCUGUUUGUAGGUACGAGCUGCCCACCGAUGAUCCCGAUUACGAAAGGAGCAAGCGUGAAAGUGCUGCUCGUGGUGAGCCAGGGGAUUUACAAGUCAGGUUUGAGAUUGGAUUUGAACAGUUUCUCUAAGAUGCUAUACAGAUAUAUAUAUAAUCUUGCUUUGCUAGAUGUAAAAAUUGUAAAUAUGCGUUUUUCGGGCAGUCCUAUAUCCCACGAUGAAAUGAAGCUUGUAAUGCUUUUGAACAUCUUAUAGCUUUUGUUAAUUUGGGGGAGUUUCUCAGUAUUAUAAAUUUUGCUUUGCUUUUCA
This is a messenger RNA of Pyrus x bretschneideri (Chinese white pear), 1394 nucleotides long. RefSeq names its product E3 ubiquitin-protein ligase Praja-2. Gene Ontology annotation, molecular function: ubiquitin protein ligase activity. Bases 56 to 1216 code for a protein of 386 amino acids. NCBI's taxonomy places the organism in Eukaryota, Viridiplantae, Streptophyta, Magnoliopsida, Rosales, Rosaceae. Gene Ontology annotation, cellular component: cytoplasm. Gene Ontology annotation, biological process: protein ubiquitination. The record is from RefSeq and is a predicted model, not a curated record. The transcript has a single exon.